Messenger RNA from Camelina sativa (false flax), 754 nucleotides. The record is from RefSeq and is a predicted model, not a curated record. NCBI's taxonomy places the organism in Eukaryota, Viridiplantae, Streptophyta, Magnoliopsida, Brassicales, Brassicaceae.
GAAGGGAUGCUGCUGUAACUGUUGCUGCUAAUUUAACAAUGGAGAAAUUUGGGGAAGCGACUAAUAAUAGAGUGAGUGCUUUGGUUUCGGUUGGUUGUCCCAAAUUAUAUGCUGAGCCAUACAAAAAAACAAUUUUUGCUCUCUAUGAUGAUGGAAGAAAAUGAAAUCACGCACUGCGUGUCUCUGUCUCAUUCAUCUUCUACUGCUGGCUGAGAGAAUUCCUAUUCCUACUACUACGUUACUCUGUUUUUGAUUGAUUAACCAGAGCAAUUCAAUUAUGUCCUUCUCCGAUUCAGAGACAUCAUCCUCUCAUGGCGCAGAUUCCUACAAGUUCUUUCGUCAGAUCAGCCGCGAUCGAUUGCUACACGAAAUGCUUGGAUCUACCAAAACUGGGGACUCUAAAGCUUGGAAGAUACUAAUAAUGGAUAGAGUUACGGUCAAAGUAAUGUCUCAGUCUUGCAAGAUGGCAGAUAUCACUGAUCAAGGCAUUUCCUUGGUUGAAGAACUUUUUAAGAGAAGGGAACCAAUGCCUGGCAUGGACGCCAUCUACUUUAUGCAACCUUCCAAAGAGAACAUUGUUAUGUUUCUUUCCGACAUGUCUGGCAGGGAGCCCUUGUACAGGAAGGCAUUUAUAUUUUUCAGCUCCUCUAUCCCCAAGGAAUUGGUCAAUCACAUCAAAAGUGAUUCAAGCGUGUUACCCCGCAUUGGUGCAUUAAGAGAGAUGAACAUGGAGUAUUUCCCCAUAGAUAAUCAG